UAUCGCGAUAUUUGCUCCCGUCAGCUGACAAACAUGAUUGUAGUCCUCAGGUCAGGGUGGAACGCAGCAACAUAAUACGAGUUCCUGAAACAAACAUGAUAACCGCUAAACAGCGAAAGUUUAUUUUUUGGAUGAUAAACCACUGAAAAUAUGGAACACAUUAUAACGCCAAAGGUGGAGUAUGUGAAACUACUGAACACGUAUCCUGAAAAGAAGUCAGCUCUGGGCACUCUCUACUUGACCGCUACUCACCUUAUCUAUGUGGAACAAACUAAUAACAACGCACGCACAGAAACAUGGGUGCUGCAUCAUCACAUCCUGUCGGUAGAGAAGCUUCCAUUAACUGCAUCCGGUUGUCCGCUCCUGAUCCGCUGUAAAACCUUCCAGCUGCUUCAUCUGCUGUUCCAAAGAGAGAGAGAUUGUCAGGAUGUCUUUCAGUCACUUCUGCGCCUGUCUCAACCAGUCAAAGAAGAGGAGCUGUAUGCCUUUCUCUAUAAUCCACACCAAAACGAGGAGGACAGGAGACAGGGUUGGGAAUUCAUCAGUGUGGCAAACGACUUCAGCAGGAUGGGUCUCUCCAAUGAAUAUUGGGAAAUCAGCCACCUCAACAAGAACUAUGAGAUCUGUAGCACUUAUCCAUCUAUCCUAGGACUCCCUAAAAAUGCCAGUGUUGCGGUAGUAACAGGCAGUGCCAAGUUUAGGAGCCGAGGGCGGUUGCCUGUUCUGUCUUACUAUCACAAAGACACUAAGGCUGCGCUCUGUCGCUGCAGUCAGCCUUUGUCGGGUUUGACGUCUCGCUGUGUGGAAGACGAGCAGAUGCUUCAGGCCAUUAGCCAAGCGAACUCCAACUGCCCUUUUAUAUAUGUAGUGGACACACGGCCUAAGUUGAACGCAAUGGCCAACCGUGCAGCUGGUAAAGGCUAUGAGAAUGAGGACAACUACUCCAAUAUCAGGUUCCAGUUCCAAGGAAUCGAAAACAUCCACAUCAUGAGAAACAGCCUACAAAAAUUGCUGGAGGUGUGCUCUAUGAAGUCUCCUUCCAUGAGUGACUAUCUGACAGGUCUGGAGAACUCUGGCUGGCUGAGGCACAUCAAAUCUGUAAUGGAUGCAGGCGUGUUCCUCGCCAAGGCUGUCUGUGAUGAGAGGGUGAGUGUGUUAGUGCAUUGUUCUGAUGGUUGGGACAGAACGGCUCAGGUGUGCUCUUUGGCUUGCAUACUGCUGGACCCAUACUACAGAACUAUUAAAGGCCUCAUGGUUUUAAUAGAAAAGGAGUGGAUCUCUUUUGGUCAUAAAUUCAGUCACAGGUGUGGCCAUCUGGACACCGACCCCAAAGAAGUGUCUCCGGUCUUCACCCAGUUCCUGGAGUGUGUGUGGCAGCUGUCUGAACAAUUCCCCUGUGUGUUUGAGUUCAACGAACGUUACCUUAUAGAAAUACACAAUCAAGUCUAUGCCUGCCAGUAUGGAAACUUCAUCGGCAACUGUCAGAAAGAGAGGCUGGACAUGAGGUUGCAUGAAAAGACGUUUUCCUUGUGGCCAUAUCUUCUGAAGAACCAGCAUCUGUAUCGAAACCCCUUGUACCGGCGUUCAUUAGAGAGCACAGUUCUGAGACCCAGCACUUUACCGCUGCACUUCAAGUUCUGGUGUGGGAUGUAUAACCACUAUGACAGAGGCAUGCACCCAAAACAGUCUGUUCUAGACCAGCUGCUCUCCCUCACACAGAAGCAGGUGGAAGGAGAGAGAACCAUGACUGAAUUACAGCGACAGCUGGCUGUUGCAGAUGGAGUUCUCCCCGAUCCAUCCGGACCAAUCAACACACCUGCGGAACAGGACAGUCCAAGCGAGAAGACUCCCACCGCUCCUGUCGUCCAAUCAAAUGGAAGCUGCGCUCCUUUAAUUAAUGGAGACGCAGAGGAGGCGGGCCCAGGAGCUGAGAAGUGCAAUGAGAAAGAAGGGGCGGAUCCAGGAGCCACCGAACACGAUCUGACCUCCUCUGAGGACAAACCUGUUUCUGUGGAAACAGAACAUUCCAAAGAGGAGGUACAUGAAUCCUCUUGAGUCUCCAUAGUAACAGAACAGACAUUUUGACUGAGACCACAAAGAACAAAUGUCCAGAUUAUUGAAAAGAUGCAUAAAGUACCGUUUCCACAGCUGAAGCUGCAGCACACCAGUUUGUGAUUGUUUAUAUUGCUGUUUAUUCGAUUUCUCGAGCACUGGGUAGAUCCUUGUGCCCUGUUAUAUCUGUUCUGAGCAUUUCUGCAAUGUUCUUUAUGUUUUUUGUGGACUUCAGUGUAUUUGAUGGCCUUCAGACCAUGAGGAUUGAAGCUACAUGCUUUAAUCGUAGGCACUUAGAAUCAUCUACUUUGUUGAAAUGUCGUUCUGAUCAAAUGUGGCGUUAUUCAUUGUACAAUAGACUGUUUUUUUAAUGUCUUUCUUUUAGUAACACUUGUGUAGUCAGACUCUGAUACUGAUUUAUUCAGACACACAAGCAGCUGAUGUGAAAUUCAUGUUGAUAAAGGGAACAUAUU
Molecule: messenger RNA, 2525 nt
Organism: Sinocyclocheilus anshuiensis
Lineage: Eukaryota; Metazoa; Chordata; Actinopteri; Cypriniformes; Cyprinidae
Product: myotubularin-related protein 8
Exons: 14
Coding region: 151-2055 (634 amino acids)
Biological process (GO): phosphatidylinositol dephosphorylation
Cellular component (GO): nuclear envelope; cytoplasm
Molecular function (GO): phosphatidylinositol-3-phosphate phosphatase activity; phosphatidylinositol-3,5-bisphosphate phosphatase activity
Source: RefSeq, a predicted model, not a curated record